GUCACUCUGUGUCCCUCUACAGCCUCUUGAGAGGAACCUCUGGACUCAGGUGCUGGCCAUGUCUCAGUUGGUGGAAUGUGUCCCCAACUUCUCAGAGGGGAACAACCAGGAGGUGAUUGAUGCCAUCUCUCGAGCCAUCUCCCAGACCCCAGGCUGUGUGCUGUUGGACGUCGAUGCCGGACCCUCCACCAACCGCACUGUCUACACUUUCGUGGGGCAGCCAGAGUGUGUCGUAGAGGGGGCCCUCCAUGCUGCGCGUACGGCCUCACAGCUCAUCGACAUGAGCAAGCACAAGGGUGAGCACCCUCGAAUGGGCGCUCUGGAUGUGUGUCCCUUCAUCCCGGUGAGGGGCGUCAGCAUGGAAGAGUGUGUGCUCUGUGCCAAGGCAUUUGGGCAGCGGCUGGCAGAGGAACUUAAUGUACCAGUGUAUCUCUAUGGUGAGGCAGCUCAGACGCCCAGUCGUCAGACCCUGCCAGCCAUCCGGGCUGGAGAGUAUGAGGCCCUGCCUGAGAAGCUCAAACAGGCCGAGUGGGUGCCAGACUUUGGCCCUAGCUCCUUUGUCCCCAGUUGGGGUGCUACUGUCACGGGUGCACGGAAGUUCCUCAUUGCAUUCAAUAUCAACCUGCUAAGCACCAAGGAGCAGGCCCACCGUAUUGCUCUUAACCUGCGGGAGCAGGGCCGAGGGAAAGACCAGCCUGGACGUCUGAAAAAGGUCCAGGGCAUCGGUUGGUACCUGGAAGAGAAGAACCUGGCUCAGGUGUCCACAAACCUCCUGGACUUUGAGGUCACAGCUCUGCACACAGUGUUUGAGGAGGCCCGCAGAGAGGCUCAGGAGCUGAAUCUCCCAGUGGUGGGCUCGCAGCUGGUGGGCCUGGUGCCUCUGAAGGCCUUACUGGAUGCCGCAGCCUUCUACUGUGACAAGGAGAAGCUGUUUGUUCUGGAGGAGGAGCAUCGGAUACGGCUGGUGGUGAACCGGCUGGGCCUGGAUUCGCUGGCACCCUUCGACCCAAAGGAACGGAUCAUCGAGUACCUAGUCCCCGAUAGUGGACCAGAACAGAGCCUGUUGGACACCUCACUGCGCGGUUUUGUUCGGGAGGUGGGAGCCCGCUCUGCUGCCCCAGGAGGAGGUUCUGUAGCAGCAGCGGUAGCAGCUCUGGGUGCAGCCCUGGCUUCUAUGGUGGGCCAGAUGACCUAUGGCCGGCGCCAGUUUGAUCACUUGGAUUCCACAAUGCGACGCCUGAUCCCACCCUUCCACGCAGCCUCUGCCCAGCUGACUUCAUUGGUGGAUGCUGAUGCCCGGGCGUUUGCUGCCUGUUUGGAGGCAAUAAAGCUGCCCAAGAACACGCCUGAAGAGAGAGACAGGCGUGCAUGCGCUCUGCAGGAGGGGCUGAGACAGGCAGUCGCUGUGCCACUGAAACUGGCCGAGACUGUGUCCCAGCUAUGGCCAGCGCUGCAGGAGCUGGCCCACUGUGGGAACCUGUCCUGCUUGUCUGACCUGCAGGUGGCAGCCAAAGCCUUGGAGACAGGUGUGUUUGGUGCGUACUUCAACGUGCUCAUCAACCUGAAGGACAUGACGGAUGAUGUAUUUAAAGAGAAGACACACCAUCGAAUCUCCAGCCUUCUGCAGGAAGCCAAGACUCAGGCUGCGCUGGUGCUGGGUAGCCUAGAAGCCCGAAAGGAGUGAAGAGACCGCUCCAGUGAAUGGUCCAACUUCCAGUAUUCCUUACCUAUCUUAAGUGGCCCAAGCCUUGCUUGGGGGGGAAGAGUCAGCCAUGACACCAUCAGGGCCAGGUUGGGGCUCAAUGCACAGCUGUCUAUGCAGGAUCAGAAGAUGCAACGGAGGGGGUUUGGGGUAGGGUAUGGUAGGGCCUGAUUGGUGGUGGUAUCCUGAUACCCUCUGUUAUCCAUGGUUUCUGGUAAAUUCUGAACACAAGUUUUUCUGGUGUGCUUGGGUUUGGGGCCCAUAGUCAAGGACUGAGACUGCAAUUGGGAGGAUGGCCAGGGAACCUGUUGAUCUGUGAGCAAUGAAUUAGAAGCCCCAGCCCCAGAGAUCCCAGAUGUAGGAUUUAUGGGGGAUGCAUCCAGCACUGGUAUACUCUGAGCACUGGAUUCUGAGUUAGGAUUACCAUUACUGUGAUGCAACACCAUGAGCAAAAAAGCAAGUUGAGGAGGAAAGGGCUUAUUUGCCUUACGCUUCCACAUUGCUGUUCAUCAUUAAAGGAAGUCAGGACAGAAACUCAAACAGGGCAGGAACCUGGAGGCAGGAGCUGAUACAUGGGCUAUGGAGGGAUACUGCUUGCUGCCUUGCUCUUCAUAGCUUGCUCAGCCUGCUUUCUUAUAAAAAUCCAGGACCACCAGCCUAGGGGUAGCCCCACCCACAAAGGGCUGGGCCCUGCCCCAUCAAUCACUGAUUAAGACAAUGCCUUACAGCCAGAUCUUAUGGAGGCAUCUUCUCAAUUGAGGUUCCCUCCUUUCCGAUGACUCUAGUUUGUGUGUCAAGUUGACAUACAAUUCACCAGCACAGCCAUGUAGCAAGGAACAGAGAUGUCUGGUUUCUAAGGACUGUGAGGGCAUUCUCUUCCUUCACCAGACAGUCUACGUCUACCUUCCAUGCCACCUUUAAGGGGGCUCACCCCAUCCUCCAUCCUCAGAGGUCGUGUUCGUCACUUCCUUUCUCUCUAGUCCCUAUUACUAAUAAACCAUCCCAAUG
This is a messenger RNA of Mus musculus (house mouse), 2710 nucleotides long. RefSeq names its product formiminotransferase cyclodeaminase (gene Ftcd). NCBI's taxonomy places the organism in Eukaryota, Metazoa, Chordata, Mammalia, Rodentia, Muridae. The record is from RefSeq and is marked validated. Gene Ontology annotation, biological process: cytoskeleton organization; tetrahydrofolate interconversion. Gene Ontology annotation, molecular function: glutamate formimidoyltransferase activity; catalytic activity; folic acid binding. Bases 59 to 1684 code for a protein of 541 amino acids. The transcript has 14 exons. Gene Ontology annotation, cellular component: smooth endoplasmic reticulum membrane; cytosol; endoplasmic reticulum-Golgi intermediate compartment.